Saccostrea cuccullata (small rock oyster) is the source of this 5789-nucleotide messenger RNA. RefSeq names its product ankyrin repeat and KH domain-containing protein 1-like. The annotation marks the transcript as partial. The record is from RefSeq and is a predicted model, not a curated record. The transcript is spliced from 2 exons. NCBI's taxonomy places the organism in Eukaryota, Metazoa, Mollusca, Bivalvia, Ostreida, Ostreidae. Gene Ontology annotation, molecular function: protein binding.
AUGAAAUAAGAAAACCAAAGUCGGUAAUCCCUCCAAAUGUCAAAGAUGUUUUUGAAAAAGAUGUCAUACGAUGGAAAGAGGAGGAUGUGGUUUACAGUGAAAGCCACAGUUUCCCUGCAAUGUUGGAUCAAGUCAGAAGGCAACCUUACAUGACAUUUGUUGGUGUCCCAGGAUCUGGAAAAUCGGCAACAAUUCAUCACAUAGCCCUCAUACUCCAGAAGGAAGAAUACGAGGUCGUACCUAUUAUAGACAUCAGUGAGAUUUACCGUUAUUGUGACUCCCAUAAUCCUCAGGUUUUUGUCAUUGAUGAUGUGGUAGGUGUUUUAGGUCUGCAAAAACAAAAGUUAGAGUCAUUGAUAGACUAUGAAAAAAGAAUUUCAGAUCCGUCCAAUAGAAAUACAAAGGUAUUAAUGUCAUGUAGGGAAGCAGUGUUUAAUGAAUGUUACAAAUCAUUUUUCGUAAAUGAGGCAAACACAAUUAAGAUGCAUAGUCCCGAAAAUGCAUUGAAUGAUGAAGACAAAAAAGCGAUUCUUCAGAAACACGGCUUGGAUAGAGAUUUGUUGUCCCCAACAUUACUUGGAGAAACAUUAGAUAUGUUUCCUCUAUUAUGUAAACUAUACUCAAAAGAGGAGAAAUUUAAGAGCAAUGUUGAAAGGUUCUUUACCUGUCCAGCAGAAUGUAUUUUAGGACAAUUCAAUGAAAUGAAAGGGCGAAAUAGUUUGUGCUAUGCUACAUUGGUCUUGUGCAUGUUGAAUGAAAAAAAACUAUCAAAAGAAAUAUUAACAUUGAAAAACACAGAAAACGACGUUUUCCAGGAAAUGAAAUCAAAAGUAUUGGAAAGUUGUGAAGUUGAAAGUAACACUGAUACAUUUAAAUUUGUUAAAGCAUUGGCAGCUAUGGAGGGGACAUACACAAAACUCUGUGGUACUGAGUACACCAUUAUUCAUGACUCUGUCUUUGAAAUCCUUGUGUAUCAUUAUGGAUGUCAGUUUCCAGAUCUUUUGUUGCAAUACAUUAGCAGUAGUUACAUUGCUAAUAACGUGAAAGUACAAGAAUGUAAAGAAGAGCCAGAGGUUGAAUAUAAGCAAGAUGAAAAUGAAGAAUUUAGUGCUGAGGAGCAGGAAACAUUAAGUAGUGAAACAAUCCAGGACUCAUUUGAACUUUGCAUAAGGUUAAGAGAGGAUCAGUACCCAAUGUUAGCAGAGCGUUUGUACAGGGAUAUAGAAAAUAUGGAGCUGUAUGAUGUUUUUAUGAAUAAUGUUUUGAAACAUCCUAAGGUUUGUAAGGCUUUUAUUGAGGUGUUAAAGACCAAGUCUUACACGGAGUUGAAGUCUUUGUUUCUGUCAAAACAGAAAGAUGUGUCUAAGGUAGUGAAUAAAGGAGAGCGUGUGACGGAGAAGAGUAGGAAGAGUGAUGAGAGGAGCAGGGAAUGGCGCAGACAGAGUGUAUUAGUGAAUGAGAAAAAUGAUGAGAAUGGUGAUGAUAUAGAAAUAACAUACAGUGUGAGGGUUAUCAGCUGGGUAGUUUGUUAUGGACACAAUCAGAUCUUACAAUAUAUUUUAGAACAAACUGAAUUACACAAAGAAACAGAGAUUGAACUAUUUUGGAAUUCCUUUAGCCCCAAAUUAAUCUAUGAAGCCAACGAGAGACGAAAUAACUCUGAAACAGAUAAUGCCACAGACAAAUUAUUUUUUUCAAACUCUUUUACUGAUACAAGAAAUCAAAAACAGAAAAACAGUCAGUCUAUUCCCGAACAUGACCACUUAUUUUUAUUGAGUUGUUACAGUGGAGAUUUAGAGACUGUAAGAAUAUUAAUUAAGUAUAUCGAUUUAAAACAAACAAACACAAAUGUGAAAUAUUUAUUUCGUGAUACACCACUGACAGCAGCAUGUGAGGGUGGACACAUGAGUGUAGUGAAGGAGCUUAUAGAAGCCGGAGGUGAUAUCAAUCAACAAGGUAUGUAUGAUACACCACUGACAGCAGCAUGUCAAGGUGGACAUAUAAGUGUAGUGAAGGAGCUUAUAGAAGCCGGAGCUGAUAUCAAUCCACAAGGAAAGUAUCCUACACCACUGACAGCAGCAUGUAGAGGUGGACAUAUAAGUGUAGUGAAGGAGCUUUUAGAAGCCGGAGCUGAUGUCAAUCCACAAGGUAAGUGUAAUACACCACUGAUAGCAGCAUGUGAGCGUGGACAUAUGAGUGUAGUGAAAGAGCUUAUAGAAGCCGGAGCUGAUAUCAAUCCUAAAGGUAUGUAUUAUACACCGCUGACAGCAGCAUGUGAAGAUGGACAUAUGAGUGUAGUGAAGGAGCUUAUAGAAGCCGGAGCUGAUAUCAAUCCACAAGGAAAGUAUUCUACACCACUGACAGCAGCAUGUAGAGGUGGACAUAUAAGUGUAGUGAAGGAGCUUUUAGAAGCCGGAGCUGAUGUCAAUCCACAAGGUAAGUGUAAUACACCACUGAUAGCAGCAUGUGAGCGUGGACAUAUGAGUGUAGUGAAAGAGCUUUUAGAAGCCGGAGCUGAUAUCAAUCCUAAAGGUAUGUAUUAUACACCGCUGACAGCAGCAUGUGAAGAUGGACAUAUGAGUGUAGUGAAGGAGCUUAUAGAAGCCGGAGCUGAUAUCAAUCAACAAGGUGGGUUGCAUACACCACUGACAGUAGCAUGUCAAGGUGGACAUAUGAGUUUAGUGAAGGAGCUUAUAGAAGCCGGAGCUGAUAUCAAUCAACAAGGUAAGUAUCAUACACCACUGACAGCAGCAUGUGAAGGUGGACAUAUGAGUGUAGUGAAGGAGCUUAUAGAAGCCGGAGCUGAUAUCAAUCCUCAAGAUGGGUAUGAUACACCACUGACAGCAGCAUGUGAAGUUGGACAUAUGAGUGUAGUGAAAGAGCUUAUAGAAGCAGGAGCUGAUAUCAAUCAAAAAGGUGUGGUUCAUACACCACUGACAGCAGCAUAUAAGGGUGGACAUAUGAGUUUAGUGAAGGAGCUUAUAGAAGCCGGAGCUGAUAUCAAUCUACAAGGUGAGUAUACACCACUGACAGCAGCAUGUGAAGGUGGACACAUGAGUGUAGUGAAGGAGCUUAUAGAAGCCGGAGCUGAUAUCAAUCCACAAGGUAAGUAUCGUACACCACUGACAGCAGCAUGUGAAGGUGGAAAUAUGAGUUUAGUUAAAGAGCUUGUAGAAGCUGGAGCUAAUAUCAAUCAACAAGGUAAGUAUAAUACACCACUAACAGCAGCAUGUGAGCGUGGACAUAUGAGUUUAGUGAAGGAGCUAAUAGAAGCAGGAGCUGAUAUCAAUUCUAAAGGUAAGUAUUAUACACCACUGACAGCAGCAUGUGAAGGUGGACAUAUGAGUGUAGUGAAGGAGCUUGUAGAAGGCGGAGCUGAUAUCAAUCAACAAGGUGGGUUGCAUACACCACUGACAGUAGCAUGUCAAGGUGGACAUAUGAGUUUAGUGAAGGAGCUUAUAGAAGCCGGAGCUGAUAUCAAUCAACAAGGUGGGUUGCAUACACCACUGACAGUAGCAUGUCAAGGUGGACAUAUGAGUGUAGUCAAGGAGCUUAUAGAAGCAGGAGCUGAUAUCAAUCAACAUGGUAAGUUUCAUACACCACUGACAGAAGCAUGUACAGAAGGACAUUUGAGUGUAGUUAAAGUGCUUAUAGAAGCCGGAGCUGAUAUCGAUCAGCAAGCUGGAGAUGAUACACCCCUGACAGCAGCAUGUAAGGGUGGACAUAUGAGUAUAGUGAAGGAGCUUGUAGAAGGCGGAGCUGAUAUCAAUCAGAAAGGGAAGUAUGAUACACCACUGACAGCAGCAUCUAAGGGAGGAUAUAUGAGUGUAGUGAAGGAGCUUAUAAAAGCUGGAGCUAAUAACAUCAGUCAGAUAAGUCAGAAACACCAAUGACAACAGCGGAUGAGGAUGAGAUGUUAUGAAUACUUACUAGAGGUUUAAUAUUUGAAGGAACUGCUACAGACUGGGGCUUAAUAUCAUUUACAAGAGUCCCUUAAUGUACAUCUAAGGAUAGAAUAAAUACGAUUGUGACAAAUCUGCUAGCACUCAUGUAUGGUAAUUAUAUAUAUAGAGGAAAUCGUCUUUAAUAAAAUUAAGACUGUAAUCUUUGCAGAAUCGAUUGAUGAUUUAAAGUUUGCAUUUCAUCUGUAACAUUUUUUUGUUUAGAAUGAUUGAUGGACAUAUAGUUUUUUGAUGGAUGAUUUUAUAGAGAUGAUAUUAUUCUCCUAGGUGUGUGGGUUGAUGUUAUUGUCAGGGUAAGGUUCAGCAAGGAUGAUUGUGUGUUAUUUUAGCAUGGUCUGUGUGUUAAAGGUUAAACGAGACAAAUGUUCAGUGAGUUAAGAAUAAGCGAUACUUUUAUUUUGAAAUCGUUGCAUGUGUGCAUAUAAGAGUUAUGGGUGCUGAAGAAUGUGCGAGACAGUAAAAGAAAGAAUGGUGACUCUGGACAAGAUUAUACUGAUACCGAUAUUUAAGAAUUGAAGAUUUGUUUGAAUACCUAAAACAUGCUGAGAUGAAGAUAGUGCUGAUUAGAUUAAAGAAAUAUGAAAGUUGAUGUUUUUCAGAAAAAAGUAAUUCCGUAUAGUGUACAUAAAAAAAUUAUAAAAAUAAGAGCUUAUGUCCUGACAUUGUACGCAAUGUUUUACCUAUACCCUCUCUUUAAAAGGUGUCUUGAAAUUUUGAUUUGUUAUUAUUUACAAGUAUUAAGACUUGCUUCAGAAAGAGAUCAGUCUUUAAUCAGUAUAUGUUGUUGUAUAUUAUAUAGAACGAUUUUACCCUUUCUUUGGACUUUCAGUAGGGCGUAACUUUCUCGGCACUACGUAAUGGUGAAUACUAGUAGAUUUUCAUUGGUUACGAAAUUAAUAACAUCGGGAACUUAGAAUUGUUGUUGAUAACGAUUAGACGACUUAUGCCCCACCUCUGUACCGUGAGGAAACUUUUAAUUGGCUAUUUACUAUAUCAGUUAACACUCUGUCGCAUUUCUAUCAUAUGUAUAUUUCAACAGUGACGGGAAGCUGUGUAAAUUUCAGAAGCUAAUUUUUAUAAUUAGGUAACAUCGAGAAUGCCACGCCUUAUUGAAAGUCCAAGCUAAGCGUGUAAUGGUCCUAAAUUGUCCAAUUCACCAUGCAAAAGAAAAAAAACUUAGUGCAUCCACUCUCAUUUUGAAUCAUUCUGCAAAAUUGAAACAAUUUUAGUCACAAAUGGCAUUGAGUGGAAACUGUCAUUCUCUACAAAUAAUUAAAUUUUACCUGUUCAUUCUUGACAUUAAGAGAAGGGUUCUUUUUUUGUUUCCAUACUUCAAUAUUUUAUAUUAUGGCUGUAAUGCGUCAAUUGUUUGGUUGAAAAGAAGUUUGUAUCAUGAGUUGCUGCUAAAUUGUGUGAAUGCUUAAUUUUUCUUUAUCUUUACUCUUUUGUUGCCCUCAAUUGUCUUUCAUGGUUUUUCUUUUCAAGUAUUGUUCAUUUAUUUAUAAAUAUGAUGCAUGAUAUAAUAUUACAUUUGUUUACAAUUAAAACAAAGAAAUCUUUGAAAUAGAAAAGGAAGAAUUUUAAAAAAAAUAUUUAAAAGAGUCAGAAUAUUUCUUAUUUUAUAUAUAUUUUUUUAAUAAAUCACAUAAUAAAAACAAAUAUAGAGAUGCUUAUCAUUCAUUUUACUUUAAGGUACAUAUACAGAAGUUUUUGAGCAUUAAUUUUCAAUAUAUUGCAAAGUUUUCUAAUGAACCUGAACGUAUCGUUGUACAUAUUCAGACAUAUACUUAGAUCAUCUAAUUUUUUUUUAACUUUUGUGGAAAUGUU